GCCUCGGCGUGGCGGCCGGCGUGGCGCGGCGCGGGCCCCGGCUGCUGCGCGCUGCCCUCGAGUGCGGGCGCCGCCGGCCCGACGCCGGCCUCAUGGAGCGCGCGGCCGGCCCGGGCUCCGGCCCCGGCUGCCAGCCCGCAACCACCUACGACUUCCUGGUCAUCGGCGGCGGCUCGGGCGGCCUGGCCAGCGCCCGGCGUGCGGCCGAGCUCGGAGCCCGCGCCGCCGUGGUGGAGAGCCACAAGCUGGGCGGCACCUGCGUGAAUGUCGGAUGCGUGCCCAAAAAGGUCAUGUGGAACACUGCGGUCCACUCCGAGUUCAUUCACGACCAGGAGGAUUACGGUUUCCAGAGCUGUGGUGCUAAAUUCAAUUGGCGGGUUAUCAAGGAGAAGCGGGAUGCCUACGUAAGCCGGCUGAACGCCAUCUAUCAAAACAACCUCACCAAGUCCCAAAUAGAAAUCAUUCGGGGCCAUGCAGCCUUCACAAGUGACCCUGAGCCCACUGUGGAGGUGAACGGGAAGAAAUACCGCGCUCCCCACAUCCUGAUCGCCACAGGGGGUGUCCCAUCCCUUCCCAGUGAAGACCAGAUCCCUGGUGCCAGCUUGGGAAUGACCAGUGAUGGCUUCUUCCAGCUGGAAGAUUUACCCAGGCGCAGUGUGAUCGUGGGCGCUGGGUACAUUGCUGUGGAGAUAGCUGGCAUCCUAUCGGCCCUUGGCUCCCAGACAUCACUGAUGAUCCGUCAUGACAAGGUGCUUCGGACUUUCGAUGCGCUGAUCAGCUCCAACUGCACCGAGGAACUGGAGAAUUCAGGCAUUGAGGUGCUCAAGUACUCCCAGGUCAAAGAAGUGAAGAAGACCUCCUCGGGCUUGGAGCUGACCGUGGUGACGGUCGAGCCCAAUAGAAAACCCGCCGUCUGCACCAUCCCCGAUGUGGACUGUCUAUUGUGGGCCAUUGGGCGCACCCCGAACGUCGAGGGCUUGAACCUGAGCAAGCUGGGUAUUCAGACCGACGACAAAGGGCACAUCCUGGUCGAUGAAUUUCAGAACACCAACAGAGAGGGCGUCUACGCUGUGGGGGAUGUGUGUGGGAAAGCUCUUCUUACUCCAGUUGCAAUUGCUGCUGGAAGGAAACUUGCCCACAGACUGUUUGAAUGCAAACUGGACUCCAAGCUAGACUAUGAAAACAUCCCAACUGUCGUCUUCAGCCAUCCACCCAUUGGGACAGUGGGACUCACAGAAGAUGAAGCCAUUUCUAAAUAUGGGAAUGAAAAUGUGAAGACCUAUCUGACUACCUUUACCCCUAUGUACCACGCGGUGACUAGAAGGAAAACCAAGUGUGUGAUGAAGAUGGUGUGUGCCCUCAAGGAAGAGAAGGUGGUGGGGAUCCACAUGCAAGGAAUCGGGUGUGAUGAGAUGCUGCAAGGCUUUGCGGUGGCUGUGAAGAUGGGAGCCAGAAAGGCCGACUUUGACAAUACCGUGGCCAUCCACCCAACCUCUUCUGAAGAGCUGGUCACACUCCGCUGAGAGGGAGAGUCUUGGGGACCACUGCCAGAUGUCUCUUGUCUUGUUCCUGUUUUGCAGACUGUCAAUUCCAGUCGUGUUCCUUUAUGGUCAGAUGAUUUUCAGUAAAUAGCAGACAUGAUUUCUCUA
This is a messenger RNA of Dromiciops gliroides (monito del monte), 1649 nucleotides long. RefSeq names its product glutathione-disulfide reductase (gene GSR). Gene Ontology annotation, molecular function: flavin adenine dinucleotide binding; glutathione-disulfide reductase (NADPH) activity; NADP binding. Gene Ontology annotation, cellular component: mitochondrion; cytosol. NCBI's taxonomy places the organism in Eukaryota, Metazoa, Chordata, Mammalia, Microbiotheria, Microbiotheriidae. Bases 93 to 1523 code for a protein of 476 amino acids. Gene Ontology annotation, biological process: cell redox homeostasis; cellular response to oxidative stress; glutathione metabolic process. The transcript is spliced from 13 exons. The record is from RefSeq and is a predicted model, not a curated record.